ACUUAACUUCAAACAUGAGAGAAUAUUCAUAUUUUUAUUAGAAAUUAGAAUGCAUGAAUUUAGAAAAAUCGCUGUAGCUAUUUCAGGUGGAGUUGAUAGUGCUGUAACUGCAUUAUUAUUAAAAAGAAAAGGUUUUUCAGUAGAGGGAGUGUUUAUGCAAAAUUGGGACAUUACCGAUGAGAAGGGAUUUUGUUCCUCAAAUGAAGAUUUUAAAGACGCAUUGAUUGUCUGUAAAAAAUUAAACGUUCAAUUACAUCACGUCAAUUUUGUAAAGCAAUAUUGGAAUGAAGUCUUUUACCAUUUAAUUAAAGAAUAUGAAACUGGAUACACCCCUAAUCCAGAUAUAAUGUGUAAUAAGAAAAUAAAAUUUAACUACUUUUAUAAAUAUGCUAUGAAUAAUUUAAAAGCUGAUGCGAUAGCUACAGGACACUAUGCCAAAACCAGUUUUGGGCCUUAUCUACAAUAUUAUAAGUCUGGUGAAGAUGUAAAAUUGUAUCGCGCUGAAGAUAUCAAAAAGGAUCAGACGUUUUUUUUGUGUCAAAUUGAGCAAGAGGCCUUAAGACGUACAAUGUUCCCUUUAGGAAAUCUCACAAAAUCUGAAGUGAAACAAAUAGCCUUUAACAGUAAUUUAGAAGAAUUUGCCAAGAAACCAGAAAGUAUGGGAAUAUGUUUCAUUGGAUCAAGAAAUUUUCAAAAUUUCAUCCAAGAAUACAUACCUGACAAACCAGGAUUAUUUGUGAACAUCGACAAUUCGAAAGUAAUGGGAGAGCAUCGAGGAAUUCAUCAAUGGACACUCGGCCAAAGGGCAAAACUUCAAGGACUCCCCGAGGCAUUUUUUAUAGCCAGAAAAUGCAUUCAGAGUAACAUUAUUUACGUGGCAUCCGGGACUAAACACCCUAUACUGCAUAGUAACCUAUUUUUUGGGUCUCGCCCUCAUUGGAUCCAUUCCGUACCCGAAGAAUUAGAUAGAGGGGAAGUUUUAAAAUGUGAUUUCAAAUUCCAACAUACUGAAGAAUGGACACCCUGUGAAAUUUGUAAAGUCGAAGAAGGACUGAUUAUAAAAUUAAUUAAACCGAAACGUGCCAUAACUCCCGGACAGUAUGCCGUUUUUUCCAGAAAUCGUGAAUGUUUAGUUUGCAUUUGCGUGUAAGGAUCACCUUCUUUGAGAACUUAAAACCUAAAAAUCUCGAAAACGAAGAGUUCAAGACCCUUCAACCAUAAAGGUUGAUUUGUAGCUCUUGCAAU
This is a messenger RNA of Anoplophora glabripennis (Asian longhorned beetle), 1245 nucleotides long. Its product is annotated as mitochondrial tRNA-specific 2-thiouridylase 1. Gene Ontology annotation, cellular component: mitochondrion. Gene Ontology annotation, biological process: tRNA wobble position uridine thiolation. NCBI's taxonomy places the organism in Eukaryota, Metazoa, Arthropoda, Insecta, Coleoptera, Cerambycidae. The transcript has 7 exons. The record is from RefSeq and is a predicted model, not a curated record. Bases 50 to 1150 code for a protein of 366 amino acids. Gene Ontology annotation, molecular function: sulfurtransferase activity.